GAAGUUUUCCACACUAAACAUCAAAACAUCUUAAAACAAUCCCACAAUACCAAACAUGUUCAGACUCGUUGUCAUCGGUAUGCUUGUAGCUGUAGCCAGCGCAGGACUCAUCGGCGAUUAUGGACACGGAGGAUUAUUGGCAGGACACGGAGGAUUAUUGGCAGGACCGGCGGUGGUGCACGCAGCCCCAACCUAUGUUGCGGCUCCCGUCGCUCUGAAGACAUCCCUUGCCACCAGCUACGCAAACGGCAACAGCAUCUCAUUGAACCCCGUCCCGGUAGCCGUCCACGCCGCUCCGGCCGUCGUCCACGCCGCCCCAGUCGUCGUCAAAUCCGCUCCGAUUCUCUUAGGAGGUCUUGGUGGAUACGGAGGACUCGGUCUCGGCGGUCACGGAUACGGUCACUAAAUCCACGAAACUCGAGCAGCAUCUGCGAAAGAAUGAAAGAAAGAAAAAAACACCACAGCACACACCAUCC
Nicrophorus vespilloides is the source of this 476-nucleotide messenger RNA. RefSeq names its product cuticle protein 70, isoforms A and B. The record is from RefSeq and is a predicted model, not a curated record. The coding region runs from base 56 to 406 and encodes 116 amino acids. The transcript has 2 exons. Lineage: Eukaryota; Metazoa; Arthropoda; Insecta; Coleoptera; Silphidae.